Mercenaria mercenaria is the source of this 1989-nucleotide messenger RNA. Its product is annotated as TBC1 domain family member 7-like. Lineage: Eukaryota; Metazoa; Mollusca; Bivalvia; Venerida; Veneridae. The transcript has 7 exons. Gene Ontology annotation, molecular function: GTPase activator activity. The record is from RefSeq and is a predicted model, not a curated record. Gene Ontology annotation, biological process: activation of GTPase activity; negative regulation of TOR signaling. Bases 126 to 1061 code for a protein of 311 amino acids.
AAAUUACUGUACGUUGACACGACUUCCAAAGCUAGCAAGUUAGACAUCUAUUUUCCAUAUUGUACCGUACUUUGCCGUACAUUUUAGACAUUUAACAAAAAAGUUCCAAAGCAGAAACUGCCUGAAUGGCCGAUGAAAGAAAUUUUCGGAGCUACUACUAUGAAAAAGUCGGAUUCCGUGCAGUAGAAGAGAAAAAAUCAAUUGAAUUACUCCUGAAAGACAAACCACUUGAUGUUGAAAAGCUAAGGCAGUACUGUCUACGUUUUCCAGUGUCUGCUCGAUAUAGGGUCUAUCUGUGGAAAAUCAUUCUAGGUAUUUUACCAGCCAAUCAAGACUCACAUGAUUUUGUUUUGAAGAAUAGAACAGAACAGUACAACCAUCUACGUCAUGCCCUUGAUGUAAUGAGAAAAGUGGACAACACAACACCGCAUACUGUUAUCUUCCUUAAAAUGUUUCUAAUUGAAGAAGGACUGCUUCCAUUCAAUGAUAAUGACUUGCUUUCCAACCCAGAAUAUGAAGCAUAUGUACACAUAGCAAAGGCAAUAUUAGGUAUGGUAGAAAACCAGGUUGAUGCGUACUGGAUUACAAAUAGAUUCUACAGAACGUUCAGGAAAAAUUACAAGGAGUGUAUUCCAAUACUGGUAGAGAAGGUGAAAGCAUCGCUGAAGAAGGAAGAUGGAAACCAGAAAUUGAUAGCUCACUUUGACAAGCAUGAUAUGUGGAAAGCAUUACCUCUUAAAGAAUGGUUAAAUUGUGGAUUUGCUUCUAUUUUACCUGAGUCAUCUUUUGAAAGGAUUGGAGAUAUACUGCUUGGUGGUUCGGUAAUGAUUUUGAUCUAUAUUGCCGUGGCAUUGUUUGUUACUCUAAGACGACCUCUGCUCAGUAUGAAAUCACAAGAAGAAAUGCUUAAAUAUCUGGCACAGAUACCAGAGGACAGUGGAGAUGUUCUAGUUAGUAAAGCAAUAGACAUGUGGGAAAAACACGGACAUCAUCUUACAAAAUCUGACUCUCCGGGACCUGGAAAUAAAUCACCAACAAUAUUACACAGUUUUACCUUAUGAUAAUGUAGAACUUUAUGCUGUUUGAUAACACAGUUUUGCCAUGUUUCAGGCAGGUUCAUCAUGUGAUAACACAGAUUUAUUAUGUGAUAAGGCAGUUUCACCAUGUUAUAAGAUAGCUGUGCAAUAUGCUGAUAUAGAUGUCAUGUAACAAGACAGGUUCAGCAUGUGAUAAGAGUGUUACGAUGUGAUAGUGCAGGUUUGUCAUAUGCUUGGGCACUUGUAUUCUACCCUUUACCAUGCAGACACACAGUUUUGCUAUGUAUAUGAUGGCACAAUUAACCUGUGUAGUUGAUUAGUUUUGCAGCUCUGUAAGAUCGUUUUAUCAUGUGAUCAAACGUAUUUCAUGUGGAAAGUCAAUUUCACCAUGUUUUAUAAUUUCACCCUGAGUUAUCCAAGUUUAUCAUGUGUGGAGGGACUUCUAGCGAAUUGAAACACAUGUCUACUACAUUUGCACUAAGUAUAAUGUGAUAAGAAACUUCAACCAUGUUGAACCAUAUUUCUAGCAUGUUAUCAUGUAGUUUUACCUUGUGGUAAGUCAGCUGUACUAAGUGAUGAGAACUUUUCAGUCAUUGAGUUGUAGAUUGCAAGUCAGUGUAUGACUUCUGGGAUUCCACAAAAAUAUUUCUAGACAAACAGGAAGGAUAUUUGGAGCAUGUUUCAAGAAACAGGGUCUACAUGAAAACACAUUUGUGCAUCUUGAGAGAGAUGUGAUGCAGGAGGGAGCUGCUACUGGAAUGAAGAUAAAGUUGUUGAAUCGAAACUUAAAACAUUGUUAGCAGAUCCUAAAUAGUCUCCAAAUUGUAGUCUCCAAAAUCUAAUUCAAAUAUUAAGAAGCAGAUUUCAGUCUAGUCAAGAUCUUUUGGAGAAGAUGAAAAUACUUAAGUUAGUGUAUUGAUAACAAAGGAAAAAUAAAUAAUAUAAAAACACA